Knipowitschia caucasica is the source of this 384-nucleotide messenger RNA. Lineage: Eukaryota; Metazoa; Chordata; Actinopteri; Gobiiformes; Gobiidae. The record is from the annotation of a GenBank genome assembly.
AUGGAGGCGGAGGAGAGAGCCAAGCACAGGGGGAUGGAGGCCAGAGCCAAUGGGGCCGGUCCAGAAGUAACCAGUGCAAUGAGGCGGCUCCUGGUGGGACGCCUCGGUGCAGCACCUCUGCCCCUCUGUCCACUCGCAUCACUCUCAUCACAGGCUCUGGGCGUACGCCACUCCUACAACGUUCAUAUUUCUUUACUUGGUUUGACUGUGAGGUUUCUGGCAGUUAGAAGCAGCGAGGCCUCUGCUGCUGCUCCAUUCGCCUGUGUGCAGCUGUCAGGUGGAGGUGAGAGGAGCGGGGCCCGUCCUCUGGGGCCGGGGUUAAUGGUGUCCAGGCUGCAGGAGCUAAAAGCAGCCAGCUCCAGGGCCCUCCGAGGCCCCAGGUGA